Molecule: messenger RNA, 531 nt
Organism: Lachancea mirantina
Lineage: Eukaryota; Fungi; Ascomycota; Saccharomycetes; Saccharomycetales; Saccharomycetaceae
Source: the annotation of a GenBank genome assembly
AUGCAAGAUUUCUUCAAUUUACGCAAACAACUUGCGUUUUACCAAUGGUACCAUCAAACUCCCGGUAACGUGGCGAUUCAUACGGUGUUCGUUCCGGUGAUUCUUUACUCCGCGAUGGUAAUGCUACACCACGUUCACAUCUAUAAAGACGUUACGCUCAUGGAAAUUGUUGCUGUGUUGCUCAGCGUUUACUAUCUGAUUCUGGACGUUCCCGUCGGUUUGCUUGCGGCCUUGAUCAUCACGGGUGUUUCGUACGGAAUAGAACAAGGUCCACUUGAUCUACGACUUUGGAUCGCUGCGGUGGUUUUCGCCGUCGGUUGGAUUUGCCAGUUUUUGGGUCACGCCUAUUACGAACACCGUAGACCCGCGUUGCUCGACAACCUAGUCCAAAGUCUUAUGACGGCACCGUUUUUCGUCCUAUUUGAGGUGUUGUUCAAGUUAAACUUGUGCAAAAGACUUCAAGCAGACCUUGAAGUGGAACACCAGCGGCGUGUCGCAGAAGAGAAUGAGCGGAGCUUGCUCAAUCCAUAA